ACAGACCCCAGGAGGACAGCCAGGAGUUGACCAGAAACACCAGGUUCAAGCACAGCAGCGCCAGGGAGAGGUUGAUGAGGAUCUGGGAGGGGUAGUCUCGACGAAGCUUUCUGAGACGGAGAUGAAACAAAAGCGCUAACUGAGCUCGGAGAAGACUUUGACGAGGCGUUACUUACUUCUUCAGCGGUGGAGCGAUCUGACCGCAGGACGCGAUGAUGUCUGUCGCUGGUGGUUGGUGCUUUGUCACCUGUGUGGGCCUGGCCAGUCCCCAGGUGUCGGCUACAAGAGGGUGUCGGCCUCUUCCGGUCGCUCUCUCUCUUCGUCACUCCGUUCCAGUGGCGGAGCUGGGCGCAGCUCCGUCUCAGCGCCUCGUGGUUUCUUUGUGUUCUUUUGGUUGUUUAUUUUGGGGUUGAGAUCUUCUUGUGGUGAAUAAAACUAUUAAUUUCUUAUUCUACCCGUACGCUUCAUCGUAUUUUGUCCGGCCUCGAGCCGGGUCGUGACAAAAUGUGGGGGCUCGUCGUCUUUACGCACUGGCUAGAUGCUCAGAUUUGUGAAUGAAUUCGGGGAGUUUAUGAAUGGAAUGGCACUGCUGGUGUUACUAUAGUGUAGCGUGGGAACCGCAAAGCCGCGAGUGUGUGUGGUGUUCGCCAUGUGUGGUGUUGAAUCGUAUGGGUAAGAUUAUGGGAUGUAGUUUGUUUGCUGUGGAGCACGUUGCUUAUACUGCUGCGAUAGGUUAAAGUAAUAUUUUUGUGUUUUGUUCGAGCACCCUGAUCAGUUUAGCCGGCGGGCGAGCAGAUCUUGCCACUUUGUUAUUUUUCCUUUUUUGUUUUUGUCGGUAAUCCUGAGGAGGGGGUGCGCUAAACUUGGUUUAUUGCAGCUGGCCAUUUGAGGUCAGAUGUGGUAUUCUGGGGAUGGUGAUGCUUCGAGCUCGGCAAGCCGACGAAGACUAGGUGAGGUUGUUGGAAGUAUUAUGGUGGUUAGGUAGUGAGGGGUUGGGGUGUCUCGGCUAUUAUAUAUAUUUUUCUUUUUUAGUUUGGGUUUACCUGGGUAGUAGCAGCAAUUGUGAGUGUUCCGGUGUUUGCAUCAGUUUGGUGGAUAUGGCGGAAGUGGCUGACUUUGUGAAAGCUCCGUCGGAGGCGUUAUUGGAUAAAUGCACGAGGGAGCAGCUGUUGAAGAUCGCAGACCACUAUCAAAUUGAGGUAGGAGACAAGCGGCUGAAGGACGCAAUAAGGAGUAUUUUAAAGGCUAAUUUGGCUGAUAUGGGGGUGUUGGAUGAGGAGUCUAGACAUCUACCACCUCUGGCAGCAUCGAACUUAACUUUCGAACAACAAAAAGAAAUGUUACUGUUGCAAUUGGAGCAUGAGAAGGUAAAGCAGAGGACGGAAAUUGAAAAACAAAUAGCCAUUGAGAAGAUGCCUUGUGAGAUGGAGCAGGCGAAGCUGUCUCUGCAGAGGAGUAGGCUGGAGCUGAUUAGGAGUGGUAAAAUGGUGGAUGAAUCUGUUUUGUCACCACCGUCAGAGUCAUCUGAAUGUUUUGAUGUGUUGGGAAAUCUUCGGUUGUUGCCUAAGUUUAACGAGAAAGAGCCGGAGGCUUUCUUUUCUUUGUUUGAGCGAGUUGCCGAGGCCAGGAGGUGGCCUGAUGCAGCCCGCACAGUGAUGCUCCAGUGCGCACUGACGGGCAAGGCGCAGGAAGCGUAUUCCGCUCUGUCCGUGGCAGAUGGAAAAGAAUAUGAACGUGUGAAGUCAGCGGUGUUAAAAGUGUAUGAGCUUGUUCCGGAGGCUUAUCGCCAACGCUUUCGUACAUGGAAGAGAAUGGAGAAGCAGACGCAUCUCGAGUUUGCUCGUGACCUGACCGGUCAUUUUGUGCGUUGGUGUUCCGCCCUAAAGGUGGAAACGUUUGAGGAUCUGUCAGAGUUAAUUGUGUUAGAGCAAUUUAAAAAUUCAAAAAAAAAAAAAAAAAGUAACCUUUUCUUUUUGGUUGUGGUCUCGGGGUUUGGUCCCCGUUCUUUAGGAAGGGGGGUGUGACGGCCUCCUGCCGGUGGUGCCUGUUGGAUGUUUGCGUGGUUGUCUUGUCUUCCCUUGUAUCUGUGUCUGUUUGCAGGUCGCUGGUGGUUGGUGCUUUGUCACCUGUGUGGGCCUGGCCAGUCCCCAGGUGUCGGCUACAAGAGGGUGUCGGCCUCUUCCGGUCGCUCUCUCUCUUCGUCACUCCGUUCCAGUGGCGGAGCUGGGCGCAGCUCCGUCUCAGCGCCUCGUGGUUUCUUUGUGUUCUUUUGGUUGUUUUUUUUGGGGUUGAGAUCUUCUUGUGGUGAAUAAAACUAUUAAUUUCUUAUUCUACCCAUACGCUUCAUCGUAUUUUGUCCGGCCUCGUGUUGCUGCUGUGAUUGGUCGACUCGUUUAAUCACGUGUGUCAGCACACAAAGACGUGAUUGGCUGUGACAAACGAGCGCUGCGUCCUCUGAACACUCAUGUGAAGAUUAAUUACUCUAUAAAGCUCCUAUAAAAACACUAAAGUGACUUCAGAAGGUCGUUUAAUGUUUCAACAGGUGACGUUAAGAACUGACAUCAGCUUUUUUUGUACAAUUACUCAACCACGACAUUCAUUCUUAAACCCUUUAACUCUGUGGUAAUAAUGACACGUUGCUAAUAAAAACAAGUGAACUGCUCAGUUUUGUAGAAAGUUUAUUUCACUUUAAGAGCACACUAAACAGUUUGUAUAGAGUCCAAUUUAAUAUUUAUAUCUCCUCUGUUUUGGAGGGAAGAUGAUUAAGAAAAGUGCAUAAGUUUUUUUACUUGACACAUAUAAUAAAAAUCGUAAUUAUUUGGCAAUUAGCAAUUACAAAUAUAGAUACAAAUUUGGUUAUAAAAACACAAAACACAGAAAAACAAAGGCAUUAAUGGUUUUAUAUUUGAGCUUUACAAAAAUACAAUCAAAAAGACUAAUUCAUGUUUUAAUUUGUAAUUUAUGUCACUUAACUGAAACACAAACACUGAUUUUAACUUUGACAGUCCAGGCUUUAGCUUCAUGCUAACACUGUAGCAUAAAGCUGUGUUGAAUAAAAGUGAUGAAUCUUAAAACCAUCAGCUCAUUUUUUAAAAAAAAGUCUCUUGCUGUUUUCUUCCACUGCUCAUUUGCU
Messenger RNA from Acanthopagrus latus (yellowfin seabream), 3133 nucleotides. RefSeq lists its product as uncharacterized. The coding region runs from base 1098 to 2024 and encodes 308 amino acids. The transcript has 3 exons. The record is from RefSeq and is a predicted model, not a curated record. NCBI's taxonomy places the organism in Eukaryota, Metazoa, Chordata, Actinopteri, Spariformes, Sparidae.